This is a messenger RNA of Nelumbo nucifera (sacred lotus), 1374 nucleotides long. RefSeq names its product trihelix transcription factor DF1-like. The record is from RefSeq and is a predicted model, not a curated record. NCBI's taxonomy places the organism in Eukaryota, Viridiplantae, Streptophyta, Magnoliopsida, Proteales, Nelumbonaceae.
AUGAAUGCCGUGAGGAAUGAUAUAUCGCGGCCACUCACCAUGACUAGCCUUUCAGCGAAACAAGAGUCGAAUAACAAGAUACCGCCAGCGAGAACGUCUUAUCCGGCGGUUGAAGCUCAGCCGCUGCAUUCCUUUCCUCUUUCGAGCAACAGCAACAAAGUGCUUGGAAACGGUCAUACAGCAGACGAAGACAAGAAGAGGGAGAAAGAGCAUAAGAGGAGAUCGAAGAACUGGACGCGAAUUGAGACGAUGAAGCUGAUAAGGUUUAGAUCGGAGAUGCAGCCAAGGUUCUUAAGAGGUGGCAGGAAAUCGGAGCUUUGGGACGAGAUUUCGGAGGGUCUUAGAAGUGAGGGUAUUUGCAGAGACACGCAGCAGUGCAAAGAUAAAUGGGAGAAGCUCACGGCGGGGUACAAGGAAGUUCGAGAGGGCAUUCGAGACAAGGAUGACUAUCCGUUUUACGACGAACUCGAUCCUCUUCUAUCAGGAAAAGCUCAGAGGAGAGAAACUCUAAUUCGAACUCAACUUCGAAGACAAUGUCAAGGUAUCGAGUUGCCGAGAGAAAUCGAGAUGGAGAUCUCGGGAGGAGAAGAUGAGUUUAUCCGAUCGGACGGCGAAGACACAGAAGAAGACACCAAUGAAUUUCCAGCGAGGAAGCGGCAGAGAUCUUUAAAUUUUAGAAAUGACGAAAUGAUAGAAGCUUUUAAGGAUCUCUUCGACAGUUUUUUAACAAGACAAUCCAGAUUAUUUGUGGAUCUCCUUGAAUCAAUGGAGCGGAGAGAGAAAAUACGCGAGAAAAUUCGGCUAGAAAGGGAAGAAAAAUGGCGGGAAGAAGAUCGACAACAUCGACUAAUGUUCCAAAACGCCAUGACUCUCUUCAUGAAAAAGAUCGUUCACGAAGGAGUAAGAUGCACUUCAGACUCUGCACCGUGCCACCAUGUGAACGAACCAGCCUCUACUCCAAUAGCAGAAACUGCCGUCACAACCGCUGGCGGUGGCGGGGGAAGCGGAGGAGGGAGUGCGGCGAGAAAAAGAUCGAAGAACUGGAAGAGGGCGGAGGUGCUGCUGCUGAUAAAGCUGCGGACGGAGAUGGAAGGGAAGUUCGCCAAGUCGACGAGGAGGGCGGUGCUGUGGGAGGAGGUGGCGCAACUACUGUGCGCCGAGGGGGUGCAGAGGGACGGAAAGCAGUGCCGGGAGAAAUGGGAUAAGCUGAUGGCGGAGUACAAGGAGGUUUCAGACGGGAAGCGAGACCGUGGAGACAGCCCUUACUUUGCAGAUCUUCUUGCCACUGUCACACGUGCUGGUUCUGGUUCCGGUUCUGCUUCUUCCUCCUCUCCCGAAUCUCCGAUCACGAAUAUCAACACCGUUCUCGAUUGA